AUGUCAUCCAGGGGCUCCUAUUGGCUGCGCUUCGUUGUGGGCGGUUUCGCGCCUGACUCAUCAUUCCGCGAUAUUUCGCAAUCGCCAAAUGGCAGAGUGCACGUACUAGGUGCAUCCAACAAGGAACUUCUUCUCGUUUUCUACUCUAGGCUUGAUUUGAAACUCUGUAAAGAAUGUUUUGACAAGCAUUGGAAUGAAAUGUUCAGAUAUAUUGCAAUGACUCUCCACGUACCAAAUAUAGAAGUUUUACGCUCUUCUGAAGAAACUAAGGUUAAUAUAAUUGAUCAUCAAACUCCCACCGACGAAACGAACCUCGCGAAUGUAGAGGGGCCAAGCGUUCUCCAUCUCGAGUACGGUGCCCAUCCACAGGAACUGGAACGUCAGCGGGAAUUUGAAACAACAUUAGUAGGCAGGCACGCAUUCGAAAGACAGGAUUCCCUAGCACGAGCAGCUUCGCUUCAAGAAUGUGAUCGGGUGAGAGAUCCCGAAGGAAUCUUGAAUUUUCUUGAGACUACUAUGAAUAUUGAAGACUACCUAGAAGACAUAACUCAUAUGACGGGAAUACCUAGUGAGGAUAUCGAUUUGGAUGAUUAUGAACUUCAGAAAUGUAAUAUUCUUUACAAUGAUAAGAUACAUAGCUAUGAAAGUUACGAUCCAUUCGCACAUGAUGUUGGGCUGCAUGAGCAAUUGAUCACCUCCGAGUACGCGCCGAAAACACCAACACCAGCCCCCGCUGCGACUCUUACUACUGUCAAAGUUGAGCCAGUAUGGGAAAAUAGUGCUCCUUCCACCUCUGCUAUUCAACCGAAGAAAUGUGGAGGCCGAAACGUGCAAACAUUGGAGACUUACACUCCCACUACUACUGCGCGCAAAUACAGAUUGAAAACUCCUCAGGAACGCAAUAAUACGUCCUAUAAAGUUAAACGACAGAGGAACAAUGAUGCGGUACGCAAAAGCCGGAGUAAGGCAAAACAAAUACAAAUGAUGAAAGAUAAGCAGCUGGAAGAUGCGCUGAUCGAGGUAACCCAGCUGAAGGAGAAAUUGCGUGUUGCCAAUGAGAGACUGGCAAGUUGCCGCUGCCGUCGUUAA
Molecule: messenger RNA, 1089 nt
Organism: Necator americanus (New World hookworm)
Lineage: Eukaryota; Metazoa; Nematoda; Chromadorea; Rhabditida; Ancylostomatidae
Exons: 9
Coding region: 1-1089 (362 amino acids)
Biological process (GO): DNA-templated transcription; regulation of transcription by RNA polymerase II
Molecular function (GO): DNA-binding transcription factor activity, RNA polymerase II-specific; RNA polymerase II cis-regulatory region sequence-specific DNA binding
Source: RefSeq, a predicted model, not a curated record